CGACGAAGACACCGCAGCUGCGGAACCCAGCGAACAAGCGCCUGUGUUGUCGUGCUCUCAACCGAUGCGUGAUGCACGAGCUAGCCGUGGAGCACCGCGUCAUAAAAUCACGAUGAUAGCAGGUCUGUGUAUGAGCAGAAAGGGGGGCGGAUCGUUGUCGUGUCGCUCUGCUUUGAUAUUCGUGUCUCUAUCUACAAAGACACACCGGAGAAAAUUGGUAGUACAAGCUUGCGCGGUACUGGCCUGCCACAAUUUGUUUACCAAUCUUACGCGGAAGUGCCGCCGUCCAACUUCUGUGGCUCGUUGUCUUCAUCGGCCAGGAUUCGUGUCUGAGAAGUUGUCUUUCCACAAUGAGAGGCGUGUUUACAAUAGCCGCGGCAGUUCUCUUGUCACUGUCCCUUUCUCCGACCGGAAGCCAUGCGGUAACUCGACGGCAGCAACCAACUCCUCAUUUAGGACAUGACACUUUUCUACUCUCCGGCGAUGGGAGUGACAUCAUGGUCAUGAAAACGAAGGAAUGGCACCUGAAAAUAGGAACAGCCAUGAUGAGGGGAAGACGACGAUAUUUUGAAGAUGCGUGUGUGGUUACGGCCGCUGUGCCUGGGCAACCGAACGUCCGUAUUCAAGCAGUAUUCGACGGUCAUGGUGGGCCAGAAUCGGCGCAGGCUCUGGCUGUAAACCUGCAAGAUGUUCUUACUGUCAUUGUCAUUGUCGAACACCUCGACCACAAGGAGGAGGUGAUUGUCCAAGGCCGGGAGAUCGUUCCAUCGAUGGACGGGCAUUUCGAUACCAUUCAAGAACUGAACAGUCGCUUUACCGAAUCUGCGCCUCGCGAAAAAAUAGAGAUUGGCAACAGAGAGCGCCCCUUCAAACUUCACGUCGUCAACGUUGGUGACUCCCGGGCGAUGUUGGUUACAGGCGAGUCCUACGCUGCUCUGACGAGAGAUCACGUGCCAGAUGAUCCAGGGGAGUGGAGGCGCAUUGAGGAGACUGGCGAUCAAGUCGUUUAUUCGGACGGUUGCGCGCGGAUUAGAGGGCUCGCAAUGAGUCGUUCGUUUGGCGAUUUUGUGGCAAAAGAAGUGCGUACUCCAUCUCCGAUCACUGCGAAGCCCGAUAUAAGACGUUUCUACGCGACCUGGAACGACGUUCUCCUUCUCUACUCCGAUGGUCUCCACGUAGAUGGAGAAGACUGGAGGACGAAUUUCGGCAUGGCGAAACAAUGCAUUUCGUCGGUGCCUAAGAUCAGCGACGUGGCAGUGUGUCUACUCCAGCAGGCUUACGGAGGAGGCUCGUCUGACAACAUAACCGUCCUGGCGACGAAAUUUCGAAAGUUUCGUCGUCAAACCUCAGCCAAGCUCCGAAUUUUCGGGGGACUGGCAAAGAGUUUCAGUCGAGAAAGGCUGUUGCGGGAGGAGAACUGGUCGUUCAAGCUGCAAGGUAGAAACGGCUUCUCCUUACCCAUGUUCUAGGCAGCCUGAACGUGUCAGCUGUUGCGGCGAACGCCCUUUCCUAACUGAAAACAUAAGCUCAACUCAGCCUUCAGAUAUUUUGCACAUUCUGUACAUUGCACUCGAUGCUGUUUCCGUGUUUCGCAAGUCAGGCAAAGCAGCUGCGGUUGCCGCAGUAGCAGGUGCUCGCAGGUCCACACCCGUCUGCUAAUGGUGUGUUGCUUCUCCAUUCAAUCCGAAGAGAGAGAUGCUGAUAACAAAACCAGCAAAUAAAUGCAUUCCUCUCUCGUGAGUAGGUAAUGCAUGAGAUGUGUGCAAGCCAUCAGUGGAGUGGGUAACUGUUACAUCACUUGUGAAAGACACUUGUGGUGUUGUCGGAAAGAGUAAAGGGCGUUUCUUUAAAAUACGUUUUGUGGUUUGAAAGUUGCAUUUGAAUCAAAUUUCGCUUCAUUUUCUGGGAUGUUAGUCCACGUAAGGGAUUUUUGGGUGAGAUGCCGUAUUCACUGAAGUUGAACGAACCUUGCAACAUGAACUCGCCUCCUCAUAGCGUAGCGCUCUCGACCACAUCACCGGAUUAAGGAGGCUGUAUCUCGUUUGUCUCACGGCGCCAAACCACUCGUUUCCCUUUCUCGCGGUAGUCUGUGUUAGCCGAGGAUACCUGAAUAAUAAUAUCUGGGGCAAUCUGUCCC
Messenger RNA from Toxoplasma gondii ME49, 2137 nucleotides. RefSeq names its product protein phosphatase 2C domain-containing protein. Gene Ontology annotation, molecular function: protein serine/threonine phosphatase activity. The record is from RefSeq and is a predicted model, not a curated record. Gene Ontology annotation, biological process: protein dephosphorylation. The coding region runs from base 351 to 1469 and encodes 372 amino acids. The transcript has 9 exons. Lineage: Eukaryota; Apicomplexa; Conoidasida; Eucoccidiorida; Sarcocystidae.